Messenger RNA from Athalia rosae (coleseed sawfly), 3172 nucleotides. RefSeq lists its product as uncharacterized. The transcript is spliced from 3 exons. Lineage: Eukaryota; Metazoa; Arthropoda; Insecta; Hymenoptera; Athaliidae. The record is from RefSeq and is a predicted model, not a curated record. The coding region runs from base 1801 to 2841 and encodes 346 amino acids.
UGCGUAUUAUCCGGCGAAGCUAUAGCAACUGUCGCUACGUCGAUAUUGCAAAUGCGAAUAGUGUACGCGUGGCUCGUACAAUAGCGAUUCUUCGACACCGCGUAAAUGAUCAUCGUUGUACCUAUACUCUCGAUGCUACUCUGGUCCAAAUAAUACCGCCUCUGCGGAUCAAAGGUGCCCUUCGACGGCUAAUCGAGAUCGCAUCGCGCGUCCGCCGGCGAACACGUACGCUGAGUCGAUGAGCGGAAUGACGAGAAUUUAACGGACUGUGAUACGCGUUGACGAAAUUCGAGCAAUCGCCCAACGCCCCGAUUAUUUUGUACAGCCACGGGUAUGACUCCCACGAGCAGAGUCAUCCUUGACCCAUUGACCCCUCGCGCACACCGAGCGCGAGUCGCGCCCGUACGGGACUCCGAUGAUACGGCGAUCCACACCCUACCAGUCCGUAUACUUACUCGACUACUGUUGUUUUCCCGCUUUUUUGCGGAUCAGAGGGAUUGGUUUGAAGCGAUCGCAUUCGAGUUCAAACAGCCUUUGCUCUUACGCGAUCACUGACCGACCGGAUCGGAAGAUUGAAGGAUAUCGUAGUUUUGACGUUGCGGCUGGCCGCCUCGCCCAGGUCCGCACGGUGCACCUCUCGAGUCGGGAGAUCGCGAUGAGCCUUGCCUCGUCGAGGCGAAGCUUCGUGGCCACGUUCUAGGUUCGCGCUCUGUAACGGCGAGCCGAGGCGAAGGCGUUCGCGGAGAUAUCGAUUGACGCCUGUGCAGUAAACGAGAAGCAUCUGUAAAGCGGAACUCGACGAAACUCUACGAAGGAGGACGAAUUGACGUGAUUAUUCGUCAGCGUUCGUCGUCAGCGGGAUAACGUCGACGGGUGCACAUGUGAAUAACCGCCGGCAUACCUGGAAUUGACGAGUUACCGCUGCGUAUCGUGUACACCGAUAUGCCAACUGACGUGUAGUGUACCGGGGGUGCGAGUACAGGUGAAGGUGUGCUGCUGGUUCAGGUGGUGCAGCGAUUGAACGAGCGGGUGGGAUCAGUUCUGCGCGUGGCAGGUUCAUUCCCUUUCGCUUCUUCUUUUCCGGGUAUACGGAACAAAAAUAACAUAUCGGGGCUGAGUAUCCCUUUUGGCUUCUCUUUCAGCCUCAAGGGCCCUCGAAGGCGAAGCGGAAUAACUUCUGUACCACUACCCCUGAAAAAUCGAAUGUGCCGCAGAUUUUGCAGGGAGAAAUUAGCAAAGUUGCAAUCUAUGCCGACACAGAAUAUUCGUCGGUUCUCGUACUGUGGUGCAAACUUUUCUCUACACACUUAAUGUUUCGACCCUUCCGUAUCAAUCACUACCUAUUUCAAGGAGUUACACGCGACAAAAGAUGUGCGACGCGUCGUCAAUUGUGGAAGGGAGACGAUCCUUCGUGUAAUCGAUGAUACACGUGAAACACAUCGGACCGGUUGAUUUCACCGAAAUAAUUUGACGAAGCCCCUGUUCGCAAUCGUCGUCGACCGUACCUUCGACCUAGAGCAAAGUCGUCCACCGCCGUUCGGACCGGGUGAUCGCAACUCGUUGAGUUCCAGCCCCUGGAACUUGGAGGUAUACGCUUCCGAGUCCCAUAACCGGAGGAUACAUUCGACAAUCGUAUGGUGAACUGUAGUGCGGGAUGUGGAACAAUUACCGUAUGACGAGAAAAUCGAGUUCAUAGUACGGGACGUGAAUGUAUCUAGUGAAAGACCGAGUAUAAGAUCGAAUCCAUCGAGAAAAAUUCAUAGGGCAAGUGAUCUGGAAUACGUGGAUACAACUUGAGAAAUGUCGGAAGGGGAAGCUAACGAUAAAGCGGCGUCAGCAGCGUCGCCGUCCCCUGCAGCCAAUAAUUCCGCAGUGACGAUUGUUUUACAUACGCCGAUUCCACAAGUAGCUAGCAGGAUGCUGCGAUCCCCGAGUCACGAGAGCGUCACCACGGAUCUGUCGUUAUUCAGCGUGUCUUCCAUAGCGAGUGACGCCAGAGGGAAUCGACUGGUUCCUUUCAAAUCCUACAGCGACUGUCAGCUAGCGAGCAGAGGCCCGUCGCCGAACCCGGAUACACGUCAGAUUCAAGGCAACAGACCAGCCGAAAUUCCAGAAAUUCUUUGGUUCGAGGAGGAGACGGAGUUGAUCCACAGUUGCGGCGCACUUUCAUCGGCACUCGGGCGGCUGAAGAGCUUCAGCGACAGCGAUGUUUUCCAGCUUCCCAUUUCGGACACCCGAUACUCCCAGAAGCUGAGAUCGGCCGUGUCAGCCCUCGCCCUGGACACCGCUCACCGAAACGGUCUGCUCUUGGAACACACGAGGUUGGACCACGCGUCGAGAUCUUGCAGUACUUGGGUGGCGGUCGGGGAUGUCGGCACAACGUCUCAGCUCCCCAGUCCCCACGGUGGUGCGGUUCAGCCAGAGCCGCCCGCCUCCUGCAAUCAGCCGACGCAGAUGCCGUUCACCGCCGCUGACCUGGUCAGAUCCGUCAACAAGAAGGUCCGGCAGAACUACAUCCGUCGAAGGCUGACGACGACGUACAGGGCAUUGGAACGUCUGUCGCAAAGUGAGUUCAAUUUGGACAGGCUGGAAGCCGCGGCAUCGGCGGCGCAGUCGACCACCGGCGCUACCCUCUCCGUACCUGGCGCCUCGGCAUCUUCGAGUUCGACGGUGACGACGUCUGGCAAAGAUAAAAAUCUACCGCUAACGGUUAGGGAUGUAGAAAGGGAACGCGGCAGACAGCUUUCCAAGUACGAGAGAAACAUGAUGAUAUUCAAUUGGCUCCAUACCCUCGACGACACGGCUGACCCCGUUCCGAAUCUCGAUGAAAUUACUGCGUAAAUGAUGCAUAAACAGCGGCCUCCGGUCAUCAGUUUUGCACAUUUGGCGUCCCCCGCGGUUACCGCCUCGUACGUACUACGUACAUGCGUACGAUCACCCAUCGCGGUACUCUCAAUCUCUCGUAUUAUCAGUUUUUACAUUUUAUUCUGUUCUACGUUUACUCUGUCGUAUGUUAAACUUACCUCACGUAUGCGCAAAUUCGCAUCUACCGGGAAAGGUAGUAAUUGUUUCUGUAUUUGUAUAUACAUACCUCAAGGAUCUAGAUUCCAUGCCGUAUCCUAUGUCAGCUUUUAUAGUGUACCGAUCUCAAUACAGGCUGCACUGAUCGUUC